AUGCAGCAAGCUCUGAACUAUUGGUCUAAUGGUUUGUCAAACUUUUUCACUGGUAUAGGCAGGAAUCUAGAACAACCUGAUAAUAAUUACACUCAUAAUGCUACAAGUGAUACAAAUUAUGAUAUGAGAUUUCAAAAUUUUAAUAAUCACAAUCAUAUACAAAACAAUAUACCGAAUAAUUUAUAUAGUAUUCCUAUUAAUAGUGUGGCAUUUAAUACAGGAGGUUUUUAUGGUUUUAAUCCAUAUGAUUUUUCUCAAUUUUCUCCACAGAUACCAAAUCCAUCUACUGCUGCUAUAACUGCUUUAUCAGGAAUGAAACGGUUAAUAUCAGUUGUAGAUAUUGGGAAUAUAACUGCACAUUAUUAUGAUAUUGAGAAAUAUGUAGGUUGUGGUGGUUCAAUUAGAUUUUUUCUUUUAUGUAAACAAGUUAAACAUAAUUUUGUAAAUAUUCCAUUGGAUAGUGAAGAUCUUCAUCAUGAUUUAGAAUCAGUUUUUGAUGGGAAGGAAAUUAAAUAUCAUUUACCUGUUAUAAUACAUCAAGAUAAUAAUUUAUUAUAUGAAUUAUUACCUAGUUUAAGAUAUCUUUCAAGGAAAAUUGGUGAAUAUGGUAUAGAUGCAUAUCGUGACUAUGUAGUAGAUUUACUUGGAGAAAGGAUUUUAAAGUGGAGAACUCAAAUCUCACUUGUUAUAUUUGAUAAGUUGGUAAAGGAUAUGUUAAAUAAGACAGAUAAAGAUAAAACUAGUAAUUCUGAAGAUGAAAAAAAUAGAAAUAAUAAAAUUAUAAAUAAUAUGAAGAUAAUAAUGAGUGAAAUAUUAGGUGUAAAUAGUGAAGAUAUUAAUAAUUCUAAUGAUUUUUAUUUAAAAGAUUAUUUACUAAGUCGCAGAGAUUAUUAUUCAAUGGCAGAAUCAAUAUUAUCACUUUACAAGGCAAACCCUUUUAUUCCUCUCAAGAGUGAACUUUUUUUAUCAAAUAACUCAAAACCAGUAAAUGAAGCUUUUGAGAAAUAUAAUAAUAAAAGUACAUAUUUCAAUACUCCUAGUUAUAGUGAAAUCUUACUAUUUAGUAUUUUAUUUGAUGAUAUAAAGCUUUCAAAUAGCCAAGAUGAAGAAUCGGAAAAUUUGAAAAUGGAUAGUAAUUUAAUUAAUGAAUUUCCUCAUCUUAAAAUUUUAUACAGUGUUAUUAUGGAAUUACCUUUAAUAUCACAAUGGAACCGUGAGGUUGAGGAUAUUAUAAAUGAAAAUGGAGAAAUAUUCGGAGAGGAUAAUGAGAAGUUAAAUAAUCAGUCACAUACUUCAUUAUUUAAGGAGAAUGAGAUAAAAUCAAAUAAAUUAGUAGAUGAAAGAAACAACAAUAUAACAGAAGAUUAUUCUACUAUGCCUCAUUCAUCUAAUGUUGUUACAUAUAAGUUGGCACCUCCAGUAUCACAGGUUGUAUUCCCAAAUAUAACCAUAAAUAACAUGUCAAAUAGUAAUAUGAAGGCUUCUCAAACACCAGGAAUUAUGAAUACAAAUUCAAAGGGUAUAACAUUUAUACCAGAACAUACUGCAUAUCGUAACAAUACAUUAGUAAAUAAUCAAGGAAUACCUAGUUUAAAAUCUAAUCCAAUAUUAGGAUCAACAUUGAAAAGUCAACAACCAGUACCACAAAUAUAUAAUAAUAUUACAUUGUCAUCUAAUUCUAAUUUUAGACUUAAUCAAGAACCAUCACAGCAAACAUACUACCCCAUAUUUAGUCAAACAGCACGCAGGUAA
Molecule: messenger RNA, 1752 nt
Organism: Cryptosporidium muris RN66
Lineage: Eukaryota; Apicomplexa; Conoidasida; Eucoccidiorida; Cryptosporidiidae
Exons: 1
Coding region: 1-1752 (583 amino acids)
Source: RefSeq, a predicted model, not a curated record